Messenger RNA from Aspergillus heteromorphus CBS 117.55, 3015 nucleotides. Its product is annotated as WD repeat protein. The record is from RefSeq and is a predicted model, not a curated record. Gene Ontology annotation, cellular component: nucleolus. The transcript has 3 exons. Gene Ontology annotation, biological process: positive regulation of transcription by RNA polymerase I; positive regulation of rRNA processing. Gene Ontology annotation, molecular function: RNA binding; protein binding. Lineage: Eukaryota; Fungi; Ascomycota; Eurotiomycetes; Eurotiales; Aspergillaceae. Bases 110 to 2899 code for a protein of 929 amino acids.
UGUCCACUGUGCUACCCACAGAUGGCUAGAAUUGCACCCCGUUACUGCUACUUGCCAAAGUAUCCUUGAAUCCCCACCAUUCUCUGUCUAGGUACAUAUUUCUCUCUACAUGGCAACACCAAUGUCCCACAACCUAGGGCGACUCUCAAAGAGAUCCCGAGCUGCCGAUGCGGCGCAAGGGAAGACGAUGCAAAGUGAUGAUGCGCGUGUCAAGCGCCGUCGUACCUCCCAUAGCAAGAACCAGGCUAGAGAAGAAGUCAAUGUAUCGAUUACCGCCCAGAAAGAUAGCAAUAUGGUUAGCGAUCCGCAGAAACUAGCCGCUUCAAGUGAUACCAUACACAAAGGAGACAUACCACUCGGCUCAUGGUCUUCCUUUAGCGUUGCUGCGGGUCAGUAUAGCAACCUGGACCCAAUAUUUACGCCCGAUGACGAGUAUAUCCUGCUUGGACUGGAGACAACAGUUCAUGUCUACUCGCUUGCAACCUCCCGUCUUCUCCGUGCUCUUCAAUUACACGAUGGAGAUAGGAUAGUUGGAUUCAAGCUUUCCCCAGAAGACCCGAAAUGUUUGUAUAUCAUCGCAUCGAGCGGCUCCGUUAGCAAGUGGGAUUGGCUUUCUGGCGAACAGUGUUCCUAUUGGGAUGCCUGCUACAGGACAGUCUCCGUCGACGUGUGUCUUGACGAUUCCGAGGCCGAUUCCCUGUUUUUCUUGCGCGAACACAACGAUGGAAAACGGCAGAUAGUAGUACGACACUUAAACGACGCCGAGCUGCAGGAUAAUACGAUACUCGAGACUAAUGUACAGAUAAACCAUCUCAGAGUCGCAUGCAAAGGUCAGUUUGUUAUUGCGCAUGGCGAUCAGCAUGUUUUCUUCGGCCGUACUAGCAUCGGUCAGUCGUCGAGACCUCUUCAAUAUACAUGGAGAGAGAUGAAUCAUUCUGUCAGCGUCGUGUGCGUUGACGUUCGACCUCAUACAAUUUCACAUCGACCUGGAGUGCAGAGUCCUAAAGAUCAGAGGUCUCUCGGCAAGAUCGACAUAGGCUUUGGGGCAUUAGACGGGUCUAUUUUGGUAUACCAUGAUAUAUUACGUUUUUUCGACGACGACGACGGUCGUCAAGGUGGGAAGAACGUAACGCCCAGGCGGCUACACUGGCACAGAAGUUCUGUGAAUAGUGUGCGUUGGUCUAGGGACGGCAAUUACAUUAUAUCAGGUGGUAAUGAAUCAGUCAUGGUCCUCUGGCAGUUAGACACGGGUAGAAAGCAAUUUCUUCCUCACCUCUCCUCGCCCAUAGGCAAUAUAGUCGUCUCUACAAGUGGAAACUCAUAUGCUGUCAAGCUGGCCGACAAUUCCAUCACAGUCCUGUCGGCGCGAGAAUUACAGCCCUCUUCGACCAUUACAGGCUUACAACUAUGCCCAAAGGAGAAGAAUCUGCUCCAAAAUACUUCUGAAAAAACCGGCGUCUCACCUGACACUAUCGCUGCCGCAUUGCACCCGCAGAAUCCUGAUCACCUUCUUAUAACCGUUCCAGCAUCUCGUCAAUUGACUCAAGAUGGCCAGCCGUUGGCAACUGCAUCCGUGUUACAAACUUAUGAUAUUCGCACGAACCGCCAUGUUUCCCGACAAGCUCUAGCACGCACCAAUGCCACCACGCUAAAGGUCGGCCCUGAAGGCUCACAUAUAGUCACUCCAGAUGUUAGCCACCUGUGUGUUUCUAAGGAUGGAAAGUGGAUGGCUACAGUCGACAAUUGGAGUCCUUACUCAAAAGAUUUGCAGGCGCUCUAUCGCGAUGAGACUGGUUUUCACCGCGAACUCGAAGGCUCUGAGGAUAUCUUUUUGAAAUUCUGGAGAUGGAGCAGCUCUUCCAGUGUAUGGGAACUGGUCACACGAAUUGAUAGCCCUCAUUUCACAAAUAACGGACCUUCUCGUGUUCUACGCCUUGCUGUAAGAGAACACAGCCAUGAAUUCGCCACUAUUGGUUCGGAUUCGGUUCUACGAUUCUGGUGUGCGAGUAUUAGGCAGCGCAGUGGCCUGAAGCCACAUGAUUCAGCACAGCCGGUAGAAACAUGGAAAUGCCGAAAUACCAUAGACCUCAAGAGCUACUUGAACGUGGACGUUGUUGAUCGUUUGAGUGCCGCUUCCAUGGCCUUUUCUCCAGAUGGUUCUGUACUGGCUGUCUGCCUAGGAUCAACGCCACGCACAAAUGCUGGCCUCGCCAUACUGAUAAAUGCUCAAACAUGCAGUAUUCAUUACAGCAGAGUUGGUCUAUACGUGGGUCUGCCUUGUGCUGCUGCAUUCAUGGGAAGCCGCCUUGUUAUUGCUUCGACGGAAUCAUUGUCCAUUUGGGAUACAGUGGAUGACCUUGUCAGGACCAUUGGGCUCUCAGUGCCGGGUAGCGCCUCAGCCAAACAGCCGCGUCUGUUGGCUGUAAACUCUGAGACACAAUCUCUUGCUGUUUCAGCACAGUAUCCGGCAAGCCAGCACUCGCUCGACAAUCGCCACACAUCAACGCCCAGCAUACAAGUAUAUGACAUUGCUACAUUAUCUUUGCUUUCCGAAACCAUUCUUGCUCGCCCCCCAGUGGCAUUGCUGUCAACCCUGCAUUCAAGCGAUUAUGUUGUCGUUGAUUCUGGGGCUAACGUGCAGCGUCUCGGCCGCCUGGGCAAGAAUCUCCAAAGCAAUCAUUCUCCAGACCUUAUAUCUCACCUUAACAUGGGUCUGGCAAACUUGUUUGGUCGGCAAGGAACUAGACACAAAGAUUCGGAGCGUACCGCAGUCGAACUUAGCUUGGCCACACCGGGUUUGCGGGGGGAACUUGCCAGUGUAUUUGGGGACGCACCACCAUCUGUUAUGGCCCCCGCCAACAUGAUUUUUCGCCACGUGGUCGAUGCUCUUUCAGCAUAGCUUCUGGUUGACUUGUCUUGCACACAAUACUUUACACCCCCCUAUAUGUUAUUGCUGUAAAUCGUUAGUGAGAUUCAUCAUGCUCCUGUAUCAAGAGAAGGCUGUUUGCACAUUCU